AUGGAACAAGUGUAUGGUAAAUUCAGUGGAGCACACUACAAACCCAAACCAUUGAAAUCUGCAACACAAACUCGAUACUUGUGGACUGAUGCGUUUGCAGUUUGCAAUUUCCUUUCGUUGCAUGUGGAAAGUGGUCAAGAUUCGUAUUUGGAACAAGCUAAGGCACUUAUUGAAGAGGUGCAUCAAGUUCUUGGAAAGGAUCGUUCAUUGCAACAUUAUUUGGAUUUUUAUCAUUUUGUGUUUUUGCCAACUUCGAUUCAUGCCUAUCUCACCAAAUGGAUGUUUGCCCUCAACAGAACGUCACUAAUCACUCGAGAUGUCAAAUACAAUGAAUGGGCAAUUGAAAUGGCCCAAUCCAUGCAUAACAAGUUUAUCAAUCAUAGUUCUUCACGUGGAUUGAGGAUGUUCUGGAAGAUUUCUAUUGAUGGUUCGAGACCAGUUGUGAGAUCUGAAGGAAAUUUGGAUCCUUAUGAUGGUUAUGUUACUUAUAGACUUUUACAAUUGGUCAACCAGCAAUUAAAAGAAGGAAAGAAUGUGGAUGGAAGUGUUUUGAAUAGAGAAAUUGAAGAAAUGAAGGGAAUGGUGAUGGGAAAGUAUUUAAUGUAUCAGAGUUCAGAUCCUCUGGAUUUGGGAGAAACUCUUUGGUUGACCAGUUGGUUUCCUGAUGAAGAUUGGGCGAAUCAUAUGAGAAAAGUUGCCAUUUCUAAUAUAGAAGAGAUAUUCGAAAGCACGAUUAAGAGUACAAGAAGAAGAUUAGGUUUCAGAGACUUUGGUGUUUCGAUUGGAUUGCAAACUAUUCCAGAAAAUGAACAAGAUGGAGAAACUAGACGAAUUGUUGAGAAUAUUCACUCCCUAUGGAAAGAUCAUCUAUUCGAAAGAGAUCAUGACAUAACUCCGGUCAUGUACUGUUCAUCUCUUUUACCUGGCGUCUUCAAUCCCAACUUUCUUUAUUAG
Molecule: messenger RNA, 954 nt
Organism: Naegleria gruberi
Lineage: Eukaryota; Heterolobosea; Eutetramitea; Acrasida; Naegleriidae
Exons: 2
Coding region: 1-954 (317 amino acids)
Biological process (GO): carbohydrate metabolic process
Source: RefSeq, a predicted model, not a curated record